ACAGACUGCCAAUAGCUUCCACUCGGUACGGAUCUCCGGAGCAGCCCAGAAUUUCGAAUUUGCGAAAUGCAAACGAUGACAAGCCACAUCUUGUUCACUGUUCUAUUGCUGCUCUUCUUCUCGACCACUACGAGUGGCCAGCGAAGACGCAAACCUCAGGUAACAAAAACGAAAACGGAAAUCAGAACAAUUACGGAAACGAAGACGAAGACGACAUCGACGCACUGCGCGUCGUUCAUCACGUCAGAGUCGGAGAUACUCACAACGUGUCGUCGACGUCGGCAGUACUGGAUCGACGUUCCAGUUUUCUUGGCAGUGGACGAACAAUUCGACCAGCAAUUAUCGCAAUACUUUGCCCAUCCGCCUGAAAAGUUCCAAGUGGAAACGACCAUUCCGGCAGAAGAAGGAUAUGCGCAUUCAGGAUGGAUGUCGGAUUUAUUCCGUUCCUCGUCGCCCAUCAGUUCGAUGUCGUCUUAUUCCAUCCAGCCGUCGAUACAAGAAAACGAUUUCAAACCGAUAUUCUUUGGUGAACUGGAUGAUAUGGCCAGGCGGAUGUUCGGAAGAAGACGGAAGGUUACCUUCGUCACCAACACGUUCACGACUACAUCGACCACGACAAAGACAUCCACAACGACGGCCACUUUCUUCCUUACCGGAUGUGUGCCCAGUCCUUUUUCCUACAGUUUCUGUUCUUGAAUUGCACGUCACGCUAACACAAGUUUAUCUCGUUGACGAUGCUAUAUGCUAUUUAUUUUCGUAAACUGUUGAUUUUUGAACGCUCGUCUAGCAAAACGGGAUUUUACGUGCCACAUUUUUCGUAAAUUAUUAAAAAAUGAUCGAUUUCUGCUCUCUGUAAUCCCUCUAAUUUAUGAAAACGUACAGUGACUUGAAUUCUACGUGCAAUUUUUAAAACUUAAUGCUAUUUAAUGAACCUCAAGAUAGAUCCCCCACGAACCAUUAAUACCUCUUUGCCAAUGUCCUUACUAAUAUAGUAACUGAUGUAAUUCUUUUAGUUUUGACUUUCAAAUUGUCCUAUGACAAUGAAUAACAUUUAAAUUUGAAAUUUUACUAAAAUGUAGAAUUACAUACAAUUUUUCUACGCA
This is a messenger RNA of Daphnia magna, 1103 nucleotides long. RefSeq lists its product as uncharacterized. NCBI's taxonomy places the organism in Eukaryota, Metazoa, Arthropoda, Branchiopoda, Diplostraca, Daphniidae. The coding region runs from base 67 to 696 and encodes 209 amino acids. The transcript is spliced from 3 exons. The record is from RefSeq and is a predicted model, not a curated record.